Onthophagus taurus is the source of this 1380-nucleotide messenger RNA. The record is from RefSeq and is a predicted model, not a curated record. Lineage: Eukaryota; Metazoa; Arthropoda; Insecta; Coleoptera; Scarabaeidae.
AAUCUAAUCAACAAAUUUUUCCUUAUAGUUUAAUUUCGUUCUUUUUUUAGGCGAGCUCGAAUCGAUUUCUUAACGAUGCCCGGUUUAAAAUCGUUGGUGAGACGAAGAAACAGUGGCGAAUCCGGAGACACAUCAUCCCCUUUAAUGAAGAAAGAAGGCAGUUGUGGAGCGUUAAUUAAACCUGCGGCAAGUUUAGCGAGUUUAAGAAAAUGUGAAACCGUAAUUGCUCUCACCGGGGUGUUGUCUUCGGGCUCAUCAACAUCGAGUGUUCAUGGAAGCAUGGAACGUUUACGUCCCGUGAAUCGGUUACGCGUUUCUCCCCAUAAUUCCACCAAUCGGCUGUGUUCGCGAUGUUCCAGUCUUUUAACGUUAGCCUCCAGUUCGAGGUACUCGUUAAAUGCCUCCACCGGGGGAUUCGUACAAGUUCCAGAUGAACCUCCGAUUCUUUGUAAACUUUGCCUCAGCGAGGUGCCUUUUAAGAAAAGUUUUGGAAUAUUGAGUUGUGGAUGUUCUUUUUGUUCCGAUUGUAUGCGGACUUACGUUGAGAUAGAAAUAGCAGAGGGAGCUUACGAUAUAUCGUGCCCAGAUGCUCAAUGUCCACUACAAGGGGUAUUAAACCAAGAGGAAAUUCGUAAAUUAGUCGGUGAUGAUUUAUUGGUUAAACACAAAAAGUAUCGAUUGAAUCGAGAGAUUGAAAUCGACAAGAACCGUACGUGGUGUCCCCAAGCUGGUUGUGAAACGGUGUGCAAUGUGUGCCCUUCGCAAAGAUGUCAACCGCAAAGCGUGCAUUGCCCGACUUGUUCGUUGGAUUUUUGUAGUAAUUGUAAAUUGGAGUGGCACCAUGGGAUGUCGUGCGAUGAAAACAACAAGAAAUUGGCGAAACAGGGCAAAGUUGAAGAGGCGGGAAUUCCGUUCGAUUCGGAUCUAAUUAAAUGUUGUCCGAUGUGCAAUGUUCCUAUCGAAAAAGAUGAAGGCUGUGCACAGAUGAUGUGCAAAAGGUGUAAGCACGUGUUCUGUUGGUACUGUUUAGCUAGUUUAGAUGAUGAUUUUUUGUUGCGUCAUUACGAUAAAGGUCCGUGUAAGAACAAAUUGGGACAUUCCAGGGCUUCGGUAAUUUGGCAUCGGACGCAAGUAAUUGGGAUAUUUGCCGGCUUCGGAAUAUUAUUGUUGGUGGCAUCGCCUUUAUUAUUAUUGGCAGCGCCGUGUAUAGUUUGCUGUAAAUGUCGCUUUUGCAAUGCGGGAACAACGAAAUUGGAUAACGAAGAUGAAUUGCCCGGCGAAAGUUCUUGAUGUCGUCAUCAUCAAGACGAGGUGUGGUUGUAGUUUUUAUUUGAUUUUUUUUUAUUUUCUGAUCAUUUUAAAACACUAUUUUCAUUUUAA